Molecule: messenger RNA, 1026 nt
Organism: Condylostylus longicornis
Lineage: Eukaryota; Metazoa; Arthropoda; Insecta; Diptera; Dolichopodidae
Product: cyclin-H-like
Exons: 2
Coding region: 1-1026 (341 amino acids)
Source: RefSeq, a predicted model, not a curated record
AUGGGAUUUCCAGAAGAUUCGAGUCAUUUUCAGCACUGGAUUUUCACAGAGCAGCAACUGGAUAUUCAAAGACGUUCAGUUCUAGAGGCCGCUGUUCAAAAACUGACCGUCCAACUCGAGGAGAAGGGUGUGUCUCCUCCUGCUGAUCUUUUUUUAGACAAGAAUGAAUGCGAAUUUCUCAUUUCGUAUUUUGUAUCUCAACUGCUUAUUGUUUGCUCGGUGAAGGGGUUAGACUACAAGGUGACGAAUACAGCUGCUGCAUUUCUCACUCGGUUUUACUUGAAGAGAAGUCUAUUCGAAUUUGAUCCUCGUCGCAUUUUGCUCACUUGCAUUCUCUUAUCAAUCAAAUCGGAAGACUUGGCGAUGUCGACAACAUUGCAUCGUUUCUGUGAGAGCCUCAUAUCUCCAAAGCGAGUUCGUUUAGCAGAAGUGAUUGAUAAUGAGUUGGUUGUACUGGAUGCGAUCUCAUUUCAUCUAUUAGUGUUGCAACCAAGAACCCCCAUCCAUUUUCUAACAACCGAGUAUUUUCAGCGCUAUAAACCAACGAAGCCUUCUGAAACAGCAUCAGCGGAAGAGAAGCAAGCGGUUCACGAGGCCCAAACAGCUUUUGGAAAGCUCCUAGAAGAGAUUAAGCGCGACGCAGAACAACUUGCUCUUCAAGCGUUCGGAAAUGCGGAAAUUCCAUUCCUGUACACACCGUCUCAAAUCGGGAUCGCAACUUUUUUGCACGUUUCUGAAGGAAAGCUUCAAGACGCCGAAAAAUUUGUUGGAGGAUUAUUUAACGCCAGCGAUGACAAGGCUCGCCUCUUUGAUUCUCUGAGACCGAAAUUGUUGGAUCUAAGAACCCGCUUGGCUCUUAUGGUUGAAGAAAGACAGCAAGAAGGCGAUGAAGAGAGGUCCCAAAGGGCUGCAAAGGGAAUUAAAAAGCUCGAAAAGUUAGCAAAACUAUUAAAAGGUGGAAGAGUUCCAACUGAAACGCCAUCAUCACCAAAGGAAACAGAAACAUCAUUACCAGAACAACAUUAA